Molecule: messenger RNA, 1113 nt
Organism: Serendipita indica DSM 11827
Lineage: Eukaryota; Fungi; Basidiomycota; Agaricomycetes; Sebacinales; Serendipitaceae
Source: the annotation of a GenBank genome assembly
AUGUCUCUACUCCGGGCAUCACGAGGACUCUUGCGUUCGAGACUGACGACCACGACUUCCAAUUUGAUGCACCAAGCCGUCGCCCCGCGGUUCUACGCCUCAUUUCCGGAACAAUCAAGAUUAUUGGGACAGUAUAGAUUCGUAAAGGAUCCAAAAACCGUCGCCGUCAAUUGUAGGCUGUCCAUUCAGUGGUGGGCAGGCGAGUCGACGGACAGCAGCAGUCCCCGUGCAGGUGUCGACCAAGGUCCAAUCCACCUCGUGGAAGCUGGAAUCAUUGACCAAAUCUCCACACUUGGCUGGAAGGUUCACUUUGAUGGUCACCACCAAUUUGAAGACAUUGCAGUCGAGCAUGAUCCUCCCCGUGGUAUCGUCAAGCGCCCACGACUUGUCUCCAAGAUUUGCGAGAGCGUAUCUCAAGCUGUCGGAAAACACAUACAGAAUGGAGCUCUACCACUGACUCUGGGCGGCGAUCACAGUUUGGCAAUGGGAACUAUUGCUGGAACUCUGAGCAAGCAUCCCAACGCUGUUGUGAUCUGGGUCGAUGCACAUGCCGAUAUCAACUCUGUCAACACAACUCCCACAGGAAAUGUUCAUGGAAUGCCUGCAGCAUUCCUCCUUGGCCUCCCCUCAACAGAGACGGUUCCAGAGUUUUCAUGGCUCACGGACAAGACUAACUCUUCAAUACCCCGUCUACAAGCCAACAGCAUCGUUUUCAUUGGCUUGCGAGACGUCGACCCUGGAGAAAAGAAGAUUCUCAAAGAGAAUGGAAUCACGGCAUUUAGUAUGCAUGAAGUAGACAAGUAUGGCAUCGGGGAGGUGAUGAACAGGGCCCUCGACGCUGUCAAUCCCUAUCGAGACAGACCUAUUCAUCUCACCUUUGACGUCGACGCACUCGAUCCAAGUGUCGCACCUAGUACUGGAACACCUGUUCGUGGAGGGCUGACAUUCAGAGAGGGUCACUAUAUCUGUGAAGCUAUUGCUGAGACUGGUCUUCUCGCUGCGUUUGACCUUGUGGAAGUGAACCCAUCCCUUACCGAUGACUUUGACGUCAAGCAGACAGUCUCGGUAGGAUGCUCGUUGGUGCGCAGUGCUUUAGGAGAGACGUUACUUUGA